Rotaria socialis is the source of this 1131-nucleotide messenger RNA. Lineage: Eukaryota; Metazoa; Rotifera; Eurotatoria; Philodinida; Philodinidae. The record is from the annotation of a GenBank genome assembly.
AUGGAUUCAUUAAAAAAAGUUGGCAUGGGUAAAUUGUUUCUACAAGAUACAAUUUUAGAUGAAUUAACAGAUGUUUUCUCGUCUAUUGAUAAAGAAGAGGGAGAACCAUUGAAUAUAAAAGGUUUAUUAACACAUGGUCUGUCAAAUAUUAUUUGUAGUUUUGCAUUUGGACAACGUUUUUCACAAGAUAAUAAAAAAUUUCGUCAUAUUGUUAGUCUAAUUGAAGAAUGUUUUACGCUUGGAUCUCAUGAUUCAUGGAUAACAAUAUUUCCUUUACUUCGAUUUAUUCCAAUUCGUUCACUUGGCGGAAAUUAUAAACAAUUUUCAAAAAAUUUUAAACAAAUAUUCUCAUUUGCUAAACAACUGGUUGAACAGCAUAAUGAUGAUAAUGAUGGUGAAGACAAGGAUUAUAUUGAUGCAUUUUUAAAACAAGCUAAAAAUGAUCAAUUAUCCCAAAAAGAAAAUUCAACAUUCGAUAUGGAUCAAUUAAUAUCAUCAAUUACAAAUUUAUUUAUUGGUGGAACUGAAACGACAUCAACAACACUACGGUGGGCACUUGUAUAUAUGAUUGAAAAUGCUCAUAUUUUAGAAAAAGUUCAACAAGAAAUCGAUCAAUACAUGUUGAUUCAUAAUAAUAAUCAGUUAUAUGUACGUAUGGAAGAUAAACCAUUUCUACCGUAUACAACAGCAACUAUUCUGGAAAUACAACGUUGUGGUAAUAUAGCAACAUUAGGUGGUAGUACAAUGCAUCGAAAUUUACAGGAUACAACACUCAAUGGUUAUAAUAUACCAAAAAAUUCGUAUAUAGCUGCCAAUUUUUAUGCUGUUCAUGUUGAUGAACGUCAAUUUGCUCAACCAUAUCAAUUUGAUCCAACAAGAUUUUUAUCAGACGAUCACAAAUCAGUUCGACGUCCUGCAGCAUUCAUUCCAUUUUCAAUUGGAAAAAAAUCAUGUCCUGGUGAAUCACUAGCUAAUAUGGAACUUUUUCUUUUCUUUACAAAUUUAGUCAGAGAAUAUAAUUUUCACGUGGUGAACAAAAAUGAACAGAUAAACUCUGCAAAAUUUUAUCACACAAGUCUAACACGUGCACCACACGAUUUUUAUGUAUCUUUUAGUAAAAGACUUUAUUAA